Polyodon spathula (Mississippi paddlefish) is the source of this 2820-nucleotide messenger RNA. RefSeq lists its product as uncharacterized. The coding region runs from base 131 to 664 and encodes 177 amino acids. NCBI's taxonomy places the organism in Eukaryota, Metazoa, Chordata, Actinopteri, Acipenseriformes, Polyodontidae. The record is from RefSeq and is a predicted model, not a curated record. The transcript has 6 exons.
ACGCUGUUAACUGCUGGUCUGGGUAUUGUGUAUUGCUACCGUAAUCUCCGUGUUUUUCACCGGAACAAAGCAACAGACACAGAAUACAACCAACGUUAUUUCAGGACACACCGUCCAUCGCUUUGGGGAGAUGUCUAAAUCGCGGGGCGGGAUGGAACAGGAUAUAGAGCAGCCUAUGGAGCAGACAGAAACCAGACCUGCUGCUACAGAGGGAGCCCCGUCAGAAAACAAAAUGAGAGGCAGUGGUUCGAAAAACAGAGGACGAGGCGGAUGGAUGGGGCGAGGAGGACGGAUGGGGCGAGGUGGGAGGGGCAUGAUGAUGAAGGGACAGGGGCCUCCAGGACGAGAGAGAGCCAGGGGCAGAGGGGGCGCCCUGAACGGAUUCAGGCCCGGAAGACGAGGCAUGGGGAGAAUGCGACCAUUCCCUGACCCCCAUGGUCGAAUGGGGAGGAGGGGUUGUCCCAUGGGUCUGCCCCCACCACCUCCUCCACCCCCCCAUAUGAGGGGACCCUACCCACCCAUGCACAGACAUGGCCUCCCUCCUCUACCUCCCCCUGGACACAUGGGUUUCAGAGGGAGACCACCACACCCUCGGGGCAGGGGCCAGCAUCCCAGACCACGAGUUCCCUUUCAUCCAAGGGGGGUAACAUUGUCACCCUUUUGAAGCCCACGGGAGACGGCAUGCAGACCCUUGAGGAGCACACAGCAAGCACCUAACGGAGGUGAGACUUUUUGUGUACCAUCAUUCUUGCACCGUGAGUUUUAACGGGACGGUCAACCUUUUUCUUAAAUGUCACUGAAAAUAAGAAACGCAUAACAGAAAAAGCGGUCGCUGCGUUAUUCGUUGAUCAUUAGCGGUUUUGCCCCCUGCUGACACGUGUUGUAAUAUGUAACUUUCACUUGCAAACUGAUUUAUUUGUGAUGAGCAACUUAACACAAUUGCACAUCGCUAGGAAUAAAUGAACUGCCUACAUUUUCCUAAUGAAUUACUGUAAAAAUUACUGAAGCAAAUUACCGAAUUAUUUUGGGGGUGCCAGUCUGUAUUGGUACAUUGAAACGUCUAAGAAGUGCUUGCAGAGUGUACACCUUCUACUAUUUUUAAUUCAUUAUUUCCAUGCAGUUCUUUUACAGCCAUUUUUUCUGUUGGCACGUACUGAGUCAUAGGACACCACAAACACAAUGCAAUAGCCUGCGGGGCAGACAGGACUGUAGCAGCUCCGAGUUAUUGAUAACUCAUUCCUAGCAGCUAUGUAUAGGAUCCUGCUGUACACAGUACAGUAUGGCAUUCAUAAUGAUUAUUUAUGACAGCUUGGAAACUUAUAUACUGCAUUGCAAAUGAACAUUAAAUACAUGCAUAAAAUAGUGAUCAAAUACAUUUUUGGACCGGUAAAAAACAUAAAGACCCUGCUUUUGCAAGUAAAAAUACAGAUUUUAGAAGUAAAGGCAUACAUAUUUAAAACAUGCCAGUGUGCAUUUAACAGUUUAUUUCACAUCUUGGAUUAUCUAACCUAAAUUCACAGUAGUACAAGAUUAGUGUUAAUCAGGAUCUAAUAAACUAGGAGUUUUAUUUGUAAAUAGAACAACUAGUGUACAGCAAGUUAUAAAAAGAGUAUAGCUUUUGAAAAGGGUGAUUUUGCCUCAGGCAGUAGAACAGACAGGGUUGACCCUCCCCUUUAACUCCAGUUAUUAAUGUACCAAAGUUUUCUUGUUUUUGAAAGUUUGAUAGGAGCAGACCAAGUGGACCUGAAUAAAUGAAGCAGGUGUUGUAAUAUCUGUAUUGCCACUCAAUGGAAGAAGACAAAUUAGCAGUCCUGUCACUAACUACACAGUGUGCUAGAUUGGAGAUGAAAUGUUCAGAAAUACAUUAAUAGUUACUGAGGCCCAUAGAGAAAUGAUAUUCAGCCUAAGGUAUUCAGCCUCCUACUGCACAGAGCAAUGGUAAACCAACUUGUUGAAACAGAUGACAUCCUUUAAAACAGCCUACCUGUACCAAUACAAGUGUUGAUUUUUGCGUUUACUCCACUUAGUGAUGCGCAAAUAGCUCAUAUAUUAUCUCCUUUUUAAAAGGUUUGCAUAAUUGUUCAGUACUGACCUCUAUUGCCCCCUUGUUGCCACUUCAAUCAACAACAGGUGCUUAUUUCUUCUGUGGAGCCCCAUUCCACAGCGGAGUGUAACACGAGCCUGACAUACUUGUCUUUGAUACCUGCAGUAUGCUGAAGCUUUAAAUAUUUUUUGAGCUGGGAAAGACACUUCAAGGCUACAUUUUAUUUUCUUAACAUAGCCAGCUUAAGACGUUACAUCUCAUUUACAGCAGAUUCGUAUCAGCUGGUCUUGAGGCCUGCCUGAAAGUGAUCAGAAACGUAACAAAGCUGGGUCUACAACACCUGACCAGCUGCGCUGAGCGACAGUACAAGUUGCACAGCUAAGCUGAUAACCACAUUGUCCACUCAUCCUUGUUGCACGUCGGUAAAAGCCUAUUGAAAAUAAACCUUGUGUAAGCUGCUUUCGCUGAGCACUCAAAAGCAUAUCGUAUAAAUAACUUGUUGCACAGCUGCUGCUCACAAAUAUCCACGGACAAGAGUUUUCAGAUUGUGUAGGUGUUAAACAUAUUUGCUAUAUAUAUAUAUAUAUAUAUAUAUAAAAAAUUCCCCAAACAACUUGCCAGUGUUAACAGUUUGCCUGGAGCUGUCACUACCUACCUCAUAUAUGUGAUAGCAGAAAUUGUAAUAUCCAUCUUGUAUCCCCUUGCUAUAUGUUUCUUACAUUUUACUCGCAAGAGAAGACGAUGAAGCCAAUAUAGAGCAGUCCAAAGCAGUCAAA